Dipodomys ordii (Ord's kangaroo rat) is the source of this 3638-nucleotide messenger RNA. It is a transcript of the gene Cspp1, whose product is annotated as centrosome and spindle pole associated protein 1. Gene Ontology annotation, biological process: positive regulation of cytokinesis. Gene Ontology annotation, cellular component: microtubule; spindle pole; centrosome. The transcript is spliced from 30 exons. Lineage: Eukaryota; Metazoa; Chordata; Mammalia; Rodentia; Heteromyidae. The record is from RefSeq and is a predicted model, not a curated record. The coding region runs from base 1 to 3570 and encodes 1189 amino acids.
AUGAUUGAAAACAUGGGAAAGGCUUCAGAGAAGCUUUCUGAAAAUAGUAAAGUAUUAGUUUCCAUGGCUAAGGAAAACAUACCACCAAACAGUCAACAGACCAAGGGGUCCUUAGGAAUUGACUAUGGAUUAAGUUUGCCCCUUGGGGAAGACUAUGAACGGAAGAAACAUAAAUUAAAAGAAGAAUUGCGCCAAGAUUAUAGACGUUAUCUUACUCAGGGCAUUACCCAAGCAAAAAGAAAGAAAAAUUUUCUAACCACGGGUGAAACAGACCUAUCUACUCUGGGAGUGUCUCUUCCUAUUGGUGAGAGGUUAUCUGCCAAGGAAAGGUUGAAACUUGAACGCAAUAAAGAAUACAAUCAGUUUCUCAGGGUUAAGGAAGAAUCCAGUGAAAAGAUCAGACAGGUAGAAAAGAGUACUGAGAGUCAAAGAAGUAAAAAUCCUAUUAGUCAAGUUAAGCCUGUUCUACCUUCACAAAUACAAACAUCUUGCACAAAUUCAGAAGCUCAUAGGAGAGAUGGUCUAACCGCUUCAGAGGCAUAUGAAGAACUUCUAAACCAAAGACGACUAGAAGAAGACAGAUACCGGCAACAGGAUGACGAAAUUGAGUUAAGAAAUAGAAGAGUUACUAAAAAAACGAAUGAAGGAUUGGGCAUUUCCAGUACAAAACAUCAAAGGUUUGCCAACAAGGCUUGUGUGCCAGAAAGAACAUCGCGAAGAUUUAAUGAGGAUCGUGUUUUUGACAAACAAUAUUCUAGAGCAGAUCAAGAUCCUGAAGUAAGUGAAGAAAUGGACGAGAGGUUUAGAUUUGAAAGUGAUUUUGAUAGAAGAUUUAUGAGAGUGUAUACAAAUGACAGGAUUCAUGGAAACAGACGAGGGUAUAUGACUCCUAUGGAGAAUGAUGAUGAUGUUACAGAGCAGUCAAACAUACGAAUUUCAUCUGCUGGAAAUAAAAGUGCUCGGGAUAAUGAGCCAUCCACGUCUGCUAAUCAAGAUAUCUGUAGUCCUUUUGCGGGGAUGCUCUUUGGAGGUGAAGAUCGAGAACUCAUUCAGAGAAGGAAAGAGAAAUAUAGACAAGAACUGUUGGAACAAAUGGCUGAGCAACAGAAGAACAAGAGACGAGAAAAAGAUUUAGAACUCACAGUUGCAGCUUCUGGAGUACAAGACCCUGAAAAAUCGCCCGAUAGACUAAAGCAGUUUAGUACAGCACCAAGACAACGUGAAGAUAAGAUACCACCUGAGAGACCCAGAGUAGCUUUCCAGACACCUCUCCCUCCUUUAUCUGCCUCAUCUAUUCCACCCAUCCCAUCAACUCAUUCUGUCCUUUCUCAAAAUGAAGAUUUGCCUAGUGGACUCCACAGCACUCUUGGUGAAAUGGUGCCUCCCAGGAUUGCACCUCUGCCUCCACCUCCCCUACUACCAUCUAUGGCUACUAACUAUCGAACUCCUUAUGAUGAUGCAUACUAUUUUUAUGGUGCCAGAAAUACUUUGGAUCCCAGUUUUGCUUAUUAUGAUUCAAGAAUGAUGGGAGGACAACCUGUAGCUUAUGCCCCUGUCACACAUCAACUAGCACAACCUAUUGUGAAUACAGUUGGACAGAAUGAACUGAAAACUACAAAUGAUAGGACAAUGAAUUCUGGACUGUUAUUUGAAGAUAAACCAAAACCUUCCAAACAGUCCCUUCAGUCGUAUCAAGAAGCUUUACAGCAGCAGAUUCUAGAGAGAGAAGAAAGAAGGAAAAAAGAACGUGAAGAAAAAGAAGAGUAUGAAGCUAAGUUGGAAGCUGAAAUGAGAAUUUACAACCCUUGGGGAAAAGGUGGAGGUGGUGCGCCUCUCAGGGAUGCAAAAGGAAAUCUGAUAACUGAUUUGAAUAGGAUGCACAGACAAAAUAUAGAUGCCUACCAUAACCCAGAUGCAAGAACAUAUGAAGAUAAAAGGGCUGUUGUAUCUCUAGACCAAAAUUUAGCCACUUCAAAUGCUGAGAACCUACAAGAUUCUACAAAUAAAAACUCAGGUCAUAUGCAAACACAGAGCUCUCCUUUUGCUCGGGGAAAUAUAUUUGGUGAACCUCCAACUGAACUUCAGAUUAAACAGCAAGAAUUGUAUAAGAAUUUUCUUCGUUUUCAGAUAGAGGAAAAGAAACAAAGAGAGGAAGCAGAGCGGGAGAGACUAAGAAUUGCAGAAGAAAAAGAAGAAAAACGGCUUGCAGAACAGAGAGCACGAAUCCAACAAGAAUAUGAAGAAGAACAGGAAAAGAAAAGGGAGAAAGAAGAGGAGCAAAGGAUAAAAAAUGAAGAGCUCAUUCGGUUAGCUGAAGAAAGACGAAAAGAAGCAGAAAGAAAGAAGAAAGAAGAAGAAGAAAAACAUAACUUGCAACUUCAACACUAUUAUGAAAGAGAAAAUAUUAUUGGAGAUGAAACAAAGCACUUAAGACAACCUUCCCCUAUAGUUCCUGCUCUUCAGAACAAAAUUGCAAGCAAGUUGCAAAGACCUCCAUCUGUGGACAGCAUCAUAAGUUCCUUUAUUAAUGAAAGUUUGGUGUCCAGGGCUCAGUCUCCACCAGUACCUGCAAGGAAAAAUCAGCUUCGUGCAGAAGAGGAGAAAAAAAAUGUAAUUAUGGAAUUAUCAGAAAUGAGGAAACAGCUUCGAAGUGAAGAGAGGCGUUUACAAGGGCAGUUGCUUCACAUGGACAGUGAUGAGGAAAUUCAUAUAAGGAAAAAAGAAAGGAAUCCUAUGGAUAUAUUUGACAUGGCCAGACAUCGGGUCCAAGCUCCUUUCAGAAGACAAUCACCUAAGGGCUUAGAUACUACCACUUUUCAGAAUAUUCAUGAUUUUAAUGAGCUUAAAGAUAGAGAUUCAGAAACACGAGUUGAUCUGAAAUUUAUGUACCCAGAUCCUCCAAGAGAUCAACAUACCUUAGAGAUUCAGCAGCAAGCCUUGCUGAGAGAGCAGCAGAAGAGGCUAAAUAGAUUAAAAAUACAGGAAGAUGCUGAAGUUGACUUAGAUGUUAUCCCAAGGGCUAAAGUUCGAGGGCACAGAAUGUCUAGAGCUGACACUACUGACUUUUUGAAAAAUUCAUUGUUGGAAUCUGAUAGUGCUUUUAUUGGUGCUUAUGGUGAAACAUACCCUGCCAUUGAAGAUGAUGCCCUCCCUCUACUGUCACAGCUACCCUCUGCAAGGGAACGGAGGAGGAACAAAUUGAAAGGACUGGACUUGGAUAAUAGUCGUUCUGAUAUACUACUACCAGAUGGUCUUUCUUUAAAAUCUGUCUCCAGUGUCAAUGUUGAUCAGCUUAGAAUGAGAAAUGAGGAACGAAUGCGAAAACUAAAUGAACUUCAGAAUAAACCCAUUAAUACAGAUGAUGAGAGCUCACUAGCUGACCCUGAUGACAUUAUGAAACACAUGGGUGAUGAUGGAUCAGCCUCUGUAGCAACUGAGCCCUGGCUCCGCCCUGGCACCUCAGAAACUCUGAAACACUUCAUGGCAGAGCAGCUUCACCAGGAGCAGCAGCAGGUUCCAGGAAAACCAGGGACUUUCACUUGGCAGGGUCUGUCUACAGCACAUGGUUAAAUAAAUAUUCACUGGACUUAAUAGUGCCUUUUAAGGUGAAUGGAAUGUUAAAUCUGUACCUUUUAAAU